UUGUAUUUUCAUCUCCGGAAGUAAAAAUAACAGUUUCUAUUCCAAGCUGCUGCCAUGACCGAUUCAUCCGAGUCCACCGAGUCAAUGCUUGCUCAGCUCCCCAUGGAAAACUUUUGGGACAUUCCAUUGUAUCAAUGGCAAGGUUUACGGUACAGAUCUUAUCACCUCCAAGCAACAAUGGACCUCCGUUCACAUUUCUCCGCCCGACACGACGAUAUCAUCUUAGCAUCCCCAAUGAAAACCGGAACCACAUGGCUCAAAGCCCUUUGUUUCUCCAUCCUCAACGCCGCCGCUUCAGGUGGAGACAACAGAGAAACGUUAGCCAAGACAGACGAAGACCACCGUGACCCGCUCGUCGAAAACCACCCCGCCGUCUACGUUCAAACCUUGGAGGUCCAAGUUUACACUUCGAACCCGUUGCCGAACAUUUCAUCCAUGAAAUCUCCGAGGCUGUUUCACACUCACUUUCCCUACACAGCAUUACCGGACUCCGUCAAAACCACCGGCUGCAAGCUUGUUUACAUCGCGAGAAAUCCUAAGGACACGCUCGUUUCGAUGUGGCAUUUCUUCAACAACCUGAGAACGCCACAACAGGGUCCGUACCCGUUCGAGAAAGCAUUCGAGAUGUUCAUCAAUGGCGUUUCCCACUUCGGGCCGUUCUUCGACCACGUUUUACAGUACUGGAACCAGAGCUUGAAAGCCCCCAACAAGGUGCUGUUUUUGAAGUACGAAGACCUUAAGGGAAACCCUAUUAAAGAGGUGAAGAAACUGGCUUCGUUCAUGGGAAAACCGUUUGGUGAUGAUAAAAAGGUGGAAGAUGAGAUAUGGCAGUGCAGCUUGGAGAGGUUGAAGAACUUGGAAGUGAACAAAAAUGGGGUGGACCCUUGGGCGGGGAUGCACAACAGUGCGUAUUUUAGGACUGGGAUCGUUGGGGACUGGAAGAACAUGAUGAGCGAUGAGAUGAGUCAGCGUUUGGAUCGAAUCACUGAGUCCAAAUUCAAAGGCUCUGGCCUUUGCUUUGAAAUUUGAGCUCUCAUCUUCUGCUUUUUUGGUUUGAUUCUGCAAAUGAAUGUUUCUUUUUUUAAUAUUAGUCAUGAAUGUUUCUAUAUGCA
Messenger RNA from Hibiscus syriacus, 1112 nucleotides. Its product is annotated as cytosolic sulfotransferase 5-like. NCBI's taxonomy places the organism in Eukaryota, Viridiplantae, Streptophyta, Magnoliopsida, Malvales, Malvaceae. The record is from RefSeq and is a predicted model, not a curated record. Gene Ontology annotation, molecular function: sulfotransferase activity. Gene Ontology annotation, cellular component: cytoplasm. The transcript has a single exon. Gene Ontology annotation, biological process: sulfation. The coding region runs from base 55 to 1029 and encodes 324 amino acids.